Cercocebus atys (sooty mangabey) is the source of this 348-nucleotide messenger RNA. Its product is annotated as 60S ribosomal protein L37a-like. Gene Ontology annotation, molecular function: structural constituent of ribosome. Gene Ontology annotation, cellular component: ribosome. The coding region runs from base 16 to 348 and encodes 110 amino acids. The transcript has a single exon. Lineage: Eukaryota; Metazoa; Chordata; Mammalia; Primates; Cercopithecidae. Gene Ontology annotation, biological process: translation. The record is from RefSeq and is a predicted model, not a curated record.
AGUUUGAACAUAUGAAUGCAUGUUGAAUAUACUAACCGCUUGAGGCCCUUUUUAACAUAUCCAUACACUCUUACAUCAAAUACAGCAGUUAAAAGAAAGAAGUUCUCUCUGGGCUCGGACCUAGUUCGCGACGACACGGCCAAACGUACCAAGAAAGUCGGGAUCGUCGGUAAAUACGGGACCUACUGUGGGGCCUCCCUGCGGAAAAUGGUGAAGAAAAUUGAAAUCAGCCAGCACGCCAAGUACACUUGCUCUUUCUGUGGCAAAACCAAGAUGAAGAGACGAGCUGUGGGGAUCUGGCACUGUGGUUCCUGCAUGAAGACAGUGGCCGACAUCACUGGCCUAUAA